Betta splendens (Siamese fighting fish) is the source of this 2302-nucleotide messenger RNA. RefSeq names its product UPF3B regulator of nonsense mediated mRNA decay (gene upf3b). Lineage: Eukaryota; Metazoa; Chordata; Actinopteri; Anabantiformes; Osphronemidae. The transcript is spliced from 10 exons. Gene Ontology annotation, biological process: positive regulation of translation; nuclear-transcribed mRNA catabolic process, nonsense-mediated decay. Bases 153 to 1541 code for a protein of 462 amino acids. Gene Ontology annotation, molecular function: mRNA binding. The record is from RefSeq and is a predicted model, not a curated record. Gene Ontology annotation, cellular component: nucleolus; cytoplasm.
GCUGGGGCAACGUUGAACUGCACGACCGACUGUCAGGAAGUUACGGUGAGUUCGUUUGCUAACUGUUAGCCGCCGUUAACCCACUAAAAAAAAGUAAAAAAGUCUGCGAGGUGACAUGAAAUUCAACCGCUGGACAAAGUAGCUUUUGAACCAUGAAGGAGGACAAGGAAAACACUCGACCGAAGGAGAAAAGGGUGGAAAUAAGGUGUGAAGAUGCAGAAAAGACGGAGAGGACUAAGGAAAAGAAAGAGGCCAUGACAAAGAUUGUGAUCAGACGAUUACCUCCAAGUCUGACCAAGGAGGAGCUGGAGGAGCAGUUGCAGCCUCUUCCAGAGGUGGACUACAUGGAGUUUUUCUCCAAUGACACCAGCCUUUACCCACACCUUUUCGCAAGGGCUUACAUCAAUUUCAAAAAUCAAGACGACAUAGUCCUCUUCAGGGAUCGGUUUGAUGGAUACGUGUUCAUAGACAACAGAGGGCAGGAGUAUCCUGCUAUUGUGGAAUUUGCACCCUUUCAAAAGGUUGCCAAGAAAAGAAGCAAGAAGAAGGAUGCAAAAUGUGGAACACUUACUGAAGAUCCUGAUUACAAGAAGUUCCUAGAAUAUUAUAACGGUGAUGAUGAGAAAUUGACAUCUACACCUGAAACUUUGUUAGAGGAAAUUGAAGCUAAAACAAAAGAACUUAUUGCGAAGAGAACUACACCUCUGCUGGAUUUUCUUAAAAACAAACAGAGGAUCAGAGAAGAAAAGAAAGAAGAGAGAAGAAGAAGGGAGCUUGAACGCAAACGUCUGCGUGAUGAGGAGCGUCGUAAGUGGAGAGAGGAGGAAAGGAAGAAACGUAAAGAGGCAGAUAAGAUGAAGAGGUCUGAUAAACCCCUAGAAAAGGACAAGGAUCAAGUGAAAGAAGAACCUAAAAUUAAGCUCUUAAAGAAGCCAGACAGAGGUGAGGAGGGUGAUUCUGAGAAGCCCAAGGAAAAGGCUAAGAAGCCUGAGAGGCCAAAUAAAGAGGACAGAUCUGCUGGGAGUGGUGAUCCAAAGAGGCGUCAGAAUAUUGAGAAUAAGGAGGAUCGUGGACGAAAAAUUGGCGAAGACGGGCGGAAGGAGUUCAGGGAGCGUGAUGCAGACAGAGACAGAGAGCGUGAACGAGAGCGGGAGAAGGAGCGUCGCCAGAAAGAGAAGGAACGCAUCAGGCGACAGGAUGAGGACCGUCGGAGAAGGCGAGAACGGCAGGAUGGAGAGAACUCGUUCAGGAAGCGAGAGGAGGAGGUGAAAAAAGAAAAAGAGCGCGCUGUGGAGAAGAAGAAGGGUGAAAAUGGUGGAGAAUUUACUCACAGUGAGAGGCCGGAGAAACCUGCCAAAGACAACAAGAAGGAAGACAGUGGUAAAAGAGAGCGACUACGUAACAAGGACCGACCAGCCAUUCAGUUGUACCAACCCGGGGCCAGAAGCCGCAAUCGAACUGGAGGUGGAGCCGACUCCAACACUGCAGACAGGAAGUCAGAAAGCGAGACCAAGAAAGUGUCUGACAAAGGAGAUGAUUGAGUAGAUUUGUAAUUAUGGCAUUUUAAGUUUGAUAAGGUGAAGUGAAACAGGCCUGUGAGGCUCAGAGCAGAGAUGUGGCACCAAGCGCAACACUGCAGCACUGCAGUUGAAGCAGGCCUGCCUCCAGCUCUCCCUGGCUCAGAAGGAGAGGUGUGACCGUGGAGCCUCCAAGUGCCUCAAUGUGACCCACCUUAGUUUCAUUUGUUAGACAAGGUAACAGUUUGGCUACAGGGUGCAUUGUGUAAAGCCAAUAGUUACUCUGAUUACAUGAAGUGACCUUAUUUCAGUGAAUACAUUGCAAACACUGGCUUACAGCUCUUUAAGUAUGAAAUAAUUCCAUAUGUUGAUGUUGCCAAGCUGAUCUACUGUUUCUCCUACAUCUCUAUGACAGUCCUGUUGUAGCACUGCUCUAUUCUCUUAACCACACAUGGCAAUUACGUCUCACUCUGCCUGGGGAGCUUGACAGUGCAAAAAUAUUUGCAGAACUAUUCAUCGUCUAUAAUUCUAAAAGAGUUGUAACCGUGGUUUGGAAUCAUGUGCCCUGUUCUUGAAUUCACACUUUUGGAGAAAUAGCCAUUUCUGACUAGACUGCCAUAUGACAGCCAUGCCUGCAUGCAGACUUCAGAGUGAUCAACCUGUGGCCUUCCCCACUUUUCUAAUAUGAAUGAAAAUGUGAUGCAUGUAAACAUAUUACUGUAGGCAUUGCAAACAUACAGUAAUCACAUUUCACUGGAAAUAAAAGAGCUCUUAGUUAAAAUGUG